AAUUUUGAGAAACAAUGUUUCAUUAUUCGUUAGCAAAAAAAAAAAAAUAAAACGAAUUUGCUCUGAGGGGCUUAUAAUCUUGAAAGGUUUGUUCAUAAGCAGUACAUAUAUAUUCUUGUGUUAUUUUGUAGCACCCAACGAGGAGAAAAAUCUUCCUAAAUUCAACAUGCAUCAUACCGCGGCUAGUACAGUAACAUACGUGGAUUCAGAUAUCGUUAAAAAUUUCGGGUUUAUGCCUCAGGACAUUCUAGGACGUUCCGUUUUCGAUUUUUAUCAUCCUGAGGACAUGCCACUACUUAAGGAGGUUUACGAAGCAGCUUUAAGCCAAUGCCAGAUCGCCGGUGCCGUUUAUAGAAGUAAACCUUACAGAUUUGCAGUCCAAAACGGUGGUUUUGCUACCAUUGAGACUGACUGGUCGUGCUUUUUCAACCCAUGGUCUAGAAAAUUAGAAAUCGUUAUAGGAAUGCAUAACAUCUUAAAGGGACCCAGUAAUCCAGACGUUUUCGGCGUUUGUAAAGAAAAAGAGAUAAACAGCGUUUCAGAAGAGAUCCUGAAGAAGGGCGAUAUUGUGAGGGAAGAAAUUUUGAGGCUACUUAAUCAUUUAAUUUUUUAA
Messenger RNA from Agrilus planipennis (emerald ash borer), 613 nucleotides. Its product is annotated as period circadian protein-like. The transcript is spliced from 4 exons. The annotation marks the transcript as partial. Lineage: Eukaryota; Metazoa; Arthropoda; Insecta; Coleoptera; Buprestidae. Gene Ontology annotation, cellular component: nucleus; cytoplasm. Gene Ontology annotation, molecular function: transcription cis-regulatory region binding; transcription corepressor binding. The record is from RefSeq and is a predicted model, not a curated record. Gene Ontology annotation, biological process: entrainment of circadian clock by photoperiod; circadian regulation of gene expression; negative regulation of transcription by RNA polymerase II.